AUGGCAUUCGCGGCCUCACAGAUCCCAAGGGCUUUGGCAAGAGAAUUUACCCUGCGCAAUGCCUUAUCAACCACGUUUAAACGUCCGAAUAAAUUUAUUACAUUUCAUUCCUUUGCAAGUCAUCGUCAAGUGGUGAUAAAGGCUACCGUCACAACGAACCGUUUCUUUUCUACUGAACAAACUAAUCAAGCUCAUCAAAGCUCCCCCAAAACCAAUGGUACGAAACCUUUGCUCGAGGAGUCAACUAAACCAGAGCAACCUUCGACACAAAAAAAACCUUCAGGAAUACAUGAUUAUUUCACUCAGAAUAAUAAGGAGAGCGGCAAAACAUUACCGGCGUUUCCUAUAGUAUUAAUAUUCACGGCGUCCGCGAUCGCAUUCCUUGGAUUGUACCAGUAUUUUUAUUCAAACGUUAAUAAAUAUCCCGAAGAGAUUCGUAAAAAUCUCAAGAAAGGCUUAUAUUAUCAAAAUUAUAGGAGUGAUCCAACUCGUGCGGUUAAUUUUUAUCAAACUGCACUCACGGAAGCCUUUAAUCAUGCAGAAUUAGACAAUUCAUCACCGGAAGUUACUGGAAUCAUGAUUCAAUUGGGCAGCCUAUACGAAGAGCUUGGACGAGUACGUGAUGCCGUGGAUGUUUAUACAAUGGCGUAUGACGCUAUCGUUACCCCCAAUCGCACUCCCGUAAAAUUGGAUGGGGAGAAAAAACUUAGAUCUAUUGGAUUGGCGCAAAAACUAGGCGAUUUGCAUCAAAAUUUGAAACAGGAUGAGAAGGCAGAAAAAUACUUUGUAUGGUCCGUAGAACAACUUUUGCAGUCACAACACGAAGUGGUCCAAUCCAAUCAUGAUAACAUCAAUCGUGAUGGAUUAUUUUCAAAGGGACGUGACUUGACCCUUCCACCUUGGAUGACAUCGACUGAUCUAGGUGCUUCACUUGAAGCUCUGGCAACUUUCUAUUCAUCGCGACACAAAUACGCCUAUGCUCUCCCACUUUAUCUUCGUGCUUUAUCAUUGAUCAAUCCUCCCGAGUCUUCUUGUCAUUCAGCCGUUCUUAUGAACAAUAUAUCAGAGGUGUUCACCGGCAUGGGUAACCUAGAAGAAGCACAAGGUUGGGCGGAACGAGGUUUAAAGCUUGUUGAAAAUUUUAAACAGAAUAGGAAAAAUACGGAAUGUGAAGAAGCUUGUGGAGUUUUACUAUUUAACUUGGGAAUGAUCUCAGAAUUAACGGGAAAUUUUAUUAAGGCAAGUGAAUAUUACGAAAAGGCUCGUGAAUUUGCAAAGAAGAUUGGCUUUAGAGAUUGUCAAUACCUCUGUAACAACGGGGUCAUAUUACCAACCAGCAUUAUAGAAUCACCUUCACUAAUAUUUGAUUAUCCAUCCUUUCUGAGAGAACUCAAGUUUUCGGAUCUAUAUAAUGGAGUAACUGAAUGGUUCUCCAACGUUAUUGGUAACCUUGACGAACUGCAGACAACUUUCCUAAAGGUUUUAAUCACGGAGCAAUUAUUUAAACUUUUCAUGAGUAAUUGCACGAAUUUUGACCUACUUUCAUUAUCAGAUAUACCUUAUGAAAUAUCUAUGCCCUUGCUACCGUUUUUAUCCGGUAUCGGUACAUGUUUCACUCAAUUAAAGACAUUUCACUGCGUUAGCAAGCACAGAAAUAAGAGUGGGAUCUUUCGAGCAAUCUCUCAGGUAUCAGAAUUCAUUGAAACAUUUGUGAUCGGAGGUGUUGAUUCUGACAUGGAAGUCAAAGCUUUGGGGGUCGUAUUAUCCGAAACUCUCGGCGCGCUUAAAUCGCAAGCGAAAACCUUAACAACGAUCCAAUUCGAGUAUUGUAAUUUCAUGCCUUGUGACUCUAUGGAAGCCUUGGCGGCCUUUGAGAACUUGGAAUACUUGAAGUUUAUUCAUUGCAUAUAUAUAGGUGACAAAAUGAAUUCUUUAACUUUGGCAAAAUUUUCAAAUUUAAAACACCUUGGAUUUUAUACCAAUCAUAUAGAAUCUCCUCGGUAUUGGAUAUGUCCGGACGAUGUCGCGGCAUUGAUCGAAAAUUGCCAUAAUAGUUUAGAGAAAGUUAUGCUACCACGAUCAACUAGCUGUAUAGAAUCUUAUUACAGAUUAGUAAAAGCACUUAGAUUAUGUCGAAAUAUUAAAGAUUUAAAAAUACAAAUGGAAGAAGGAGAUACCAAAGAUCUCUUAGAAAUGCUUAAAGCAUAG
Funneliformis mosseae is the source of this 2208-nucleotide messenger RNA. Lineage: Eukaryota; Fungi; Glomeromycota; Glomeromycetes; Glomerales; Glomeraceae. The record is from the annotation of a GenBank genome assembly.